UAACCGCCAGCAGCAGCCUCGACAUUUAUAAUCAUAGACGCUUUUCAAGGGGGAAAGAAGAAGGAGGGGAGGGGAGGGGACAGGGGAAAAGCGCUAGGGCUUUAUAACAAACAGGGCAAAGCUCGCCCCGAUGUUGGAUCGAAGAUUGCGCUUCAGCGUGUUUAAUGGAGCUUAACGGUGGAAACCCGCAGGAGUGGAGGUUUGUUUGCAAAAAUCUCCUACUCUACCGGGUGGAGGGGGGGGGGGGGUUUGUGUGUGUGUGUGUGUGUGUGGCAGUGUGUACCACGUGGGUUUGUUUUAUGUUUUCCAAUGGUAAAGGUGCCUUCCUUUGUUUUGCUUCAAUUUUUUUUCUCUCUAACUUAUCCCCAAUCCCCUUCCGCACUGAAAUUAUGCAAAUCGCACUGAUGGGUGGGAGGGCAAGGCUGUAAGCGGAAAGAGACACACAAAUCUCGCAUUACGUUACAGUGCCGCACACAAACACACCCACACACACACACACAUAGACAGCUAGGAUACGAAUGCAGCUACAUUGAAUGCGGGCUGGCGCUACCGUUUCACGGUGCGACCGGCUGGGCGACCAGUUUUCCACCGACGCUGGGUGCGAUCGGUACCGUCAAAGCUCGUCCCCCGGGGGGAUAGACGAACGGCUGUGGAGUCCUUGCGAAAGUUCGUGGGAAAAGCGUCAGUGUGAGUGUCAGUUUGAAGUUUUCCCACUGCAUCACUUUGGUGCCGCGCUGCAACUGGGUCAGUGUGCCUGUGACGCUCGCUUGACAGUGCACGGGGCGGGAAAAUUAAACGUAAAAGUGAACAAAAACACACUCCCACACGCGCCAUGUGCGGUGGAUUGCCGGUCAGCUAGUCGACCCCAAGUGCGCGCGCUCCACACACACACACACACACACACCAAAGGGCACAGUGAGAUCGGGCGACGUGAGCGCUUUGACACCGCUGCAUGGGCUCGCGGAACCCCACCGACCAUCCCGUCUUCUGGUGCGACGAGCUGAAGCGGCGCGAGCGGAAGCGCAUCGCCGAUGAGAGCCUGCGGGACUGGAAAAACCGGAAGCUGAUCGAGCGGCGAUCCCGUGCGAAGGAGCAAUCCCACUACCGGGAAGUGAUGGAGCGCUACUCACCCUGGGGCCGGAAGGGCGGCGGCGCACCGAACGAUACGAUACGCAUGCGCAACAUACAGCUGCAGGGCCUGUACCCGGAGACGAAGAACGAUCUGCGCAAUCCGGUACCGAUGGGACGCUCGCGGGGUGGUGUCGGGGCGGGCGGUGGCGGUGCACCGAUCCGCAGCGCCUCGGGCCAGAUCGUGACCGGCCUGACCGACGAUCCGAUCAUCAGCUUUAACGACGCGAACCGGUACCACGUGGACAACGAGCUGCGGUACAAGACGUCGCCGGCGCAGAAGCAAACGUACCGGGCGGAGCUGGACCGGAUCGUGGCGGAGAAGGAGAACCGGGCGCGCAAGGCGGAGGAGGGCCCGGUGCCGGCGGGCGGUCGCCCGAACGGUGGCGGCCCGUGGGGGAAACCGGGCCCGGGCGGGAAACCGUGGCGUCCGCCCAAGAACGUCGGCCACAACUUCAUGAAGUCGAUGGGCUGGACAAACAAGGAGACGCUGCAGGAUCUCGACCUGGAGCUGGUGAGCCGGAUGCAGCGCCAGCUGGAGGAGGAGAACCGCUUCCUGAAGCGCUUCUCCAACUGCUGCUCACGGUGCGUCUGCCAGUGCAUCAGCAACACGCUGGAGCAGGGACCGCCGACCGGUGGCGUCGGCGGCGGCAGUGCCGGGGCGGCCCGGGACGCGAUCAAGUACCACCAGUCACCGCCGGCAACGGCCCCGCAGCCACAGCAGCCAGCUGCGGAUCGGCGUGUACCGAGGCUCUGCAAUCAAAGUCAGCAGCAGCAGCAACAGCAGCAGCAACAGCAGCAGUCGCAACAGGCAGGGAACGGGGGUGGGCGGCGCAAUGGCGGGCGGGUACCGCCGACGCGCAACUGUAUGAUAACGGGCGGUGUCGAGCUCGUGCCCCUACUCGCCAAACGGCGCUCCCAACCACGUCCCAUUAGCCUCGGGACGACCGACGUCACCAAGAUCGAUAAGUACACCGCAAACGGCAGUCUGGCCCGACGCACGGACGACGGCUACCUGACCGACCUGUGCAAUCAGAUGAGCCAGAAGCAGCGCAAAGUGGAGACGGUGCGGGCAAUGGAGUUCGAGACGAGCCGGCAGCACUUCGAGACGUGGAGCAGCUUCUGGGGCCGGCCGGGCCACGGUGCACCGCUACCGAACAAGAACAAGCUCAACCUGGACAAUCUGCUUUACAAAUCUCGUCGCUAAAGCAGAACCUGUACCACACGACUUAUCACACGACAAUGGGAGCUCUUACACACACACAUACACCUACACUCACAUACAUUCGCAGCAGCAGCAAUAACAGCAGACACUCAGAUUACACUUUUUUCAAAUGGGAUACUAAACUGAGUUAUCUGUUUGCAGUGAGUUGCGUUUAAGAGAAUGGCAACAUCUAA
Molecule: messenger RNA, 2526 nt
Organism: Anopheles coluzzii
Lineage: Eukaryota; Metazoa; Arthropoda; Insecta; Diptera; Culicidae
Exons: 4
Coding region: 953-2335 (460 amino acids)
Biological process (GO): positive regulation of cytokinesis
Cellular component (GO): spindle pole; centrosome; microtubule
Source: RefSeq, a predicted model, not a curated record